UUGAAAAUAUGGGGGUAGAACAUGGUGUUUAUGGGGAGUGGGCUGUACUGUUUCAGUCCAUUGAAAAAUAUUUUUUUGAAUUUAUUUUGGAGCUUAUAGGUAUUUGGGGCCAAAAGGGCCAAUUUUGGGUUCCAGGGGCUCUCUAGGCCCUUAAAAAAUGGUUAAGAUCAAUGUAGACACCCCUACACAUUAGACACACAUGGAAGUGUCCUUUUUUGCAGGGAUUGCUGGGAAGAAGAAGGAGGCUGUCGAGGUUGGGACUCUGAAGAGGGAGGUAUAGGCAGAGCCAGUGUCUAAAAGGAAUCCUGAUCAGGACCAGAGUCCUUGUCAAAGAAAAAACAAACCCGAGAGAGGCUCUAGUGUGAGCUUGAAGAGAGGAAAUUUGAUCUACCACACAGUGACAUCUUCACCAUGGACACCAUGAUGGACGAAGAGAUCAUCGAGGACAGAACCAAGCUGAAGCAGGGUCUGUGUAAAGUGCUGCAGUGUGUGGCCACCAUCUCCUCUGCAGCCGCUGUAGUUAACCCUAUCUUUGGAGUAGCGGGUUCUCUGAUCCGGGUGGUGCUGCACCACAUCGAUGACGAGGACAUUCGCACCCUGAAGCGUGAGUUCGGCUCGGUGAACCGAGCUCUGGACCAGCUGUCCCAGAUUAACCGCAACACGCUGGUUCAGAUCAGGAAGGAGACGGUGGACGGCCAGUACCUCCGCGUGGAGGAGAACCUGAAGAACCAGUUCAGGAAGUUCAUGGAGAUGGUGGAAGCUCGACCAGAGCAUCGCGAGCGCAAGAAGGACGACUUUGAGGAGAGCUACGCCAAUGACUUGGGAGACCAGAACCUGCACACGCUGUACGACGGUGUGGUGGGCAAACGUAAGCUCUUCAGCCGGCCCAUCCUGGAGGUUUACCUAAAGCACUCGCAGGGCGACCGCCAAACUAUGGAGGUUCUCUGCACACGCCUCACCUACCUGUUCUGCAUCGGCCUCAUCGCCCUCAUGGGCUACGCCGCCGUCAUCGGAGAUGACGAGGAGGGCCUGAGUGAGGAGUGGGCUGAGAAGAUGGAGCAUGUGCAGGAGAAGAUGCAAGAGGCUCUCCGCAGGUGCCACUGAAGAAAGAAUAAAGAGGAGCUCUUCUUGUCGUGCACUUUUGCUUUCCCUUCAUCACCUGGACUCACAUGUCCACAUUCCCUCUGUAACUCCUUCGUCUUCCUCUUUUCUCUCCCUAGAAGCACUUUGUAAGCAUCUACAGCACUGCUUUAAAAUCCAGUGGUAUGAGAAAAAAAAACCCAUCUCAUACUUUUCAUGACAGUAUGCCCAUAUUCUCUGCAUAUGCAAACAGUCUCUGAGCCACUUUGACAUGUAAGCAGACCCAAAUGAAAAGAAAAAGUCUAAACAUCACAAUUGGCUCACAGAUAAGGCUUAAAGCCAUGUAAUAAAUAUGAAAGGUUAAAACCGUGAUAGUAGUCAACAUUAAAAUCUCUGCAAUUAAUUAUAAGUCUACUCUUAAGGCUAAAUUUCAAGCAUGAAUGCAAGAAAACGACACUACUAAGGAUGCAUGAUAUUGGAUUUUGCCAGUAUCAACACAUAACCAUGGUUCAGACCUUAAACUUCCUUAAACUUAAAGUCUGUUUUUGCUGCCUAUAACUCUUCUCUACAUAUGACCAAUAUUAACAGCCGAUAUACCGUCAGUGAAAAUGGUCACAUCUGCCAGUUGUGAUGAUUAAGUUUCCAAAUCAGUAUGUGACAGUAUCAUGCUAAAAAAAUGUGUAUCUCAACACUACAUAUCAAAACAACACUAAAGCUAGCUAAACAUGUAAUCUGAUUAUAGCAUCAUGUAGAAACCAAGAAAACUAAUCUUGAUAUAAAUGCAGCUUGAUUUUAUUUUAAAUGUCAGACUUUGCAAUCUAGCCCAAACCAUUUUUUUUUAAGUUUCUGAGUUACAUUUAUAACACUAAAAGCAAUCAGAUUUUUGGAAUACCAUACUAACUAGCUAAACUAAAACCUCCUGAAACCAGAGACAUACAUGAGUGGAUUUAAUCAGGAACAGGAAGCAACUUUGUCUGCUGUAACACUAAUCUAUCUCCACUAGAGGGAGCUAUUUUUGCAAUACAGUUUCAUUGCAGAGCUGCUAUAUCAUUUAGGGCAAAACUAUAGAUGAGAAAAAUCCAACUAGAAUCCCAAAGUUUUCAUGGCUAUGAAUGUAACAGCAGUAAAAAUAAUCACAGGUAUGCAUCUUGUAUAAUCAAACUGCCAUGUGCAAAACAACAUAGUUGCCGCAAACAUUGAGAUUAUGAUACACUAUUUUUUUGCUGCUAAUACCAAGCCUAAUCUAAAUUAACACUAGUUUUUGAUGCUGCUGUACUAUUUUUCUCAAAUGAAAAACUGAAGAAUAAUAAUUAAAAACACUAAAGGUACACAGAAACUGAAUUAGUGACACUAUCUAGUUAAGCACUUCACCAAAAAAUGGUUUUUAUUUCUGCUUUCAGUUUCCACUGUCUAGAUCUUUCUGUUCCUGCUCCUUACUGCUAAAGUACAUCAUGUUUUAAAUGUUUCAGAGCCAGUCAUACUGUCAUAGUGUGAUUCUCUACUCUUAUUUUGUUCUGUCCUGUUUCAGUCUUUAUUUGCCGUGGCCUGAUGCCUUAUAGCAACGCCACGAGUUAAUUUGUAACAUAAAAAUAAAAGUAUUUAGGGGUUUCUUUGGUGUAUGGCCAUUUAGAACGUCCAAAACAACAUGGAAUAAUAAUUACUUGAGAUCAUUAUAAUUUUUUAAAGGUUGAGUCUCAUCAUCAUGAUAAAUGUUGCUCUCCUCAUCAUAACCUCCUCCUCCUCUGACCAACAGUGCCUAAAUGUGCCAUUAAUUUUAUAUUAUUUUUUUAUUUUAAGGGUUUUUUCUGUAUCAUUUAGAUAUAUUUUUGUGUGAGGCAUUCUGUUAUAAAAGUUUCUAUGCUGUUGUUCAGACUUGUGUUUAAAUAUUUGUAAAUGUUCCUUUUUUUAAUCAAACAGGUUUGAAUCUGUCCAGUUUGAAUCUGUCCAGUUUAAAGGUUGACGGUGGUCAGACAUGAUCACUAAAAAGUAUCCAGCUUCCAUUCCUCUCUGUUAAUGUGUUUUACAUUUAUCUCAGUUUGUUUAACAGUCAUAGAAAUUAAAAAACUAACUCUGCCUGUAACUCAGUUAUGGUAUUGUGGCAUUGUGCCAUCUCUAUUAUUGUCACAUCAGAUUCAAGGCUGCAGAAAUAUAAUAUAUUCAACAAGCUGUUGAUAUGGAGGAUUAUAUGAACCUCUAAAAAGCUUUUAUGAAAUGUCUUUUGUAAAUUUGUCGCCUUUUUUGUUAUGAAUCCUAGACGCCUGGUUGUACAUGUACCACUACAAAUAAAAAGGAGUGAAUAUA
Cheilinus undulatus (humphead wrasse) is the source of this 3381-nucleotide messenger RNA. RefSeq names its product protein rapunzel-like. The transcript is spliced from 3 exons. Bases 412 to 1104 code for a protein of 230 amino acids. NCBI's taxonomy places the organism in Eukaryota, Metazoa, Chordata, Actinopteri, Labriformes, Labridae. The record is from RefSeq and is a predicted model, not a curated record.